Messenger RNA from Homo sapiens (human), 1645 nucleotides. It is a transcript of the gene CRHBP, whose product is annotated as corticotropin releasing hormone binding protein. Gene Ontology annotation, biological process: cellular response to cAMP; synaptic transmission, dopaminergic; cellular response to gonadotropin-releasing hormone. NCBI's taxonomy places the organism in Eukaryota, Metazoa, Chordata, Mammalia, Primates, Hominidae. Gene Ontology annotation, cellular component: extracellular region; nucleus. Gene Ontology annotation, molecular function: receptor ligand inhibitor activity; corticotropin-releasing hormone binding. The transcript is spliced from 7 exons. Bases 91 to 1059 code for a protein of 322 amino acids. The record is from RefSeq and is marked reviewed.
AGCUUCUAGCUCUCAGUCUGCGCGAGGGUGUAGGAAGGAAAGCCCAGGACCUCCGGAGCAGAGCACAGCAGCUGCAGAGGCAAGGCCAGCAUGUCGCCCAACUUCAAACUUCAGUGUCACUUCAUUCUCAUCUUCCUGACGGCUCUAAGAGGGGAAAGCCGGUACCUAGAGCUGAGGGAAGCGGCGGACUACGAUCCUUUCCUGCUCUUCAGCGCCAACCUGAAGCGGGAGCUGGCUGGGGAGCAGCCGUACCGCCGCGCUCUGCGGUGCCUGGACAUGCUGAGCCUCCAGGGCCAGUUCACCUUCACCGCCGACCGGCCGCAGCUGCACUGCGCAGCCUUCUUCAUCAGCGAGCCCGAGGAGUUCAUUACCAUCCACUACGACCAGGUCUCCAUCGACUGUCAGGGCGGCGACUUCCUGAAGGUAUUUGAUGGUUGGAUUCUCAAGGGGGAGAAGUUCCCCAGUUCCCAGGAUCAUCCUCUCCCCUCAGCUGAGCGGUACAUAGAUUUCUGUGAGAGUGGUCUUAGCAGGAGGAGCAUCAGAUCUUCCCAGAAUGUGGCCAUGAUCUUCUUCCGAGUCCAUGAACCAGGAAAUGGAUUCACAUUAACCAUAAAGACAGACCCCAACCUCUUUCCUUGCAAUGUCAUUUCUCAGACUCCAAAUGGAAAGUUUACCCUGGUAGUUCCACACCAGCAUCGAAACUGCAGCUUCUCCAUAAUUUAUCCUGUGGUGAUCAAAAUAUCUGAUCUUACCCUGGGACACGUAAAUGGUCUUCAGUUAAAGAAAUCCUCAGCAGGUUGCGAGGGAAUAGGAGACUUUGUGGAGCUGCUGGGAGGAACUGGAUUGGACCCUUCCAAGAUGACGCCUUUAGCUGAUCUCUGCUACCCCUUUCAUGGCCCGGCCCAGAUGAAAGUUGGCUGUGACAACACUGUGGUGCGCAUGGUCUCCAGUGGAAAACACGUAAAUCGUGUGACUUUUGAGUAUCGUCAGCUGGAGCCGUACGAGCUGGAAAACCCAAAUGGAAACAGUAUCGGGGAAUUCUGUUUGUCUGGUCUUUGAAUAACCAACCCAGUGAUUUACAUGCUGAUAGCUAAGUGAGUUUUUAAUGGCCAUUGUGUAUGAUUUUGAUGCACAACUAGUUAAAAGCCUUUCAUACCAGUCAGUAUUCCCAGCCUUGAGCGCACGCGCGCACACACACACACACAUACACACACGCAUUAAUUUUUGUACUUUGCUUCUUUUAUGUUUGUAAUCUGUAAAUGAACACAUGGCAGAAAAUAACCCCUGAUUGGUAGGAUCAUAGUUCUAAAUGGAAAUGUUUGUAAUUCUUUGAUGUGCUACAAACCUGAAACUGGUAAGACAAGCACAAAGCAACGUGCAAUACAAAAAUCGUAUCUCAAGGGAAAAUACUCAAAGAAAGAAAAGUGGCAGCACUUAUAUUAGUUUUAUAACAGGAUAAAGUCUUGUGUAUAGCAAAGUAGUUGCAUCUGUUUAUUUUCUAUUUAUUAUUGUUACAAUAGGUAAUAGUUAUAGCAAUUAUUUAUUGAUUUGUAACAACUUGUUUUUAACCAAACUUUGUAGCAUGGAAAAAAUUUUCCAUCCACAAAUACAAACAUGAAUAAAUACAUUCAGAAUGUUGGCACCA